Molecule: messenger RNA, 1170 nt
Organism: Glycine soja
Lineage: Eukaryota; Viridiplantae; Streptophyta; Magnoliopsida; Fabales; Fabaceae
Exons: 1
Coding region: 1-1170 (389 amino acids)
Molecular function (GO): protein binding
Source: RefSeq, a predicted model, not a curated record
AUGGCAUUCUGUCCAGACGAGUUACUGUUAUUUAAGAUAUGUUCUUAUUUACCAGCAAAAGCAAUUUAUAGGUUUAAAUGUACAUGCAAAACAGUGUCCAAUAUUGUUGAGGAAACCGAAUUUGCAACUAAGCAGACAGAGAACUCAUUGAAAAAGGAUGACACAUGCUUCUUCCUUCGGCAUGAGACACCUCAAACAUAUGAUGAAAAAGUGGAGUUGUACCCUUUACCUGGAAAGCAAUUGUCUUCUGGCGUGUCUGAGGAUGUUUUGAGAUUCUUGUCAAAGUCGUCAACAAGAAUGUUGGCUUCCACUAAGGGAUUGAUUCUUCUUUGUCUUACAACAAGCAACACAUACACACCAGCAGUUGAACUCUUCAUUUGUAACCCAGCAACAAAGUCUUGGUCGAACAUUCCUUCCCCCAUUCAAGUUCAAGAAAAACAGUUAUAUGCUGAUCCUAAAAUGGUGUUGCUAGAAGAAUGUUCCACCGGUUACAUGAUAAUUCAUUUUGAAGUCCAAACUGAUUGGUCUGCAGAUUAUCCCUGCAACAUAUACAAGUCCAAGGAAGGUUUGUGGAAAGCAAUGAAAAGAAGCUUCUAUGCAGGUGGUAGGAACAUGAAGUUUGAAAUGCCAGUCUAUUUGAAUGGGGCAAUCCAUUUCAUUUCAGAUUGCUUUCCUUAUCUGACUGAAAGGAGCCCAUUUUAUAGGCCUUAUAUAAUGUCCUACAACCUUGAGAGUUGCCUUUCAACAAUGCUGAGGGUGCCAGAAGAUGCUACACAUGAUUUGAGUUGUGAUUGUGAGAUGAGCAUUUUUAGUUGGGGAAAGGCUCAGUCCAUGAGCAUCUGUUUGGUGAGGCUAAGAAAGUCUGUUGUUACCGUUUGGAUCUUGACAGAUUAUGAAUCACACACGUGGUUCAGAAUUCUCGAGGUAGCAACACAAGAGAUGGGUUUGAGGGAGGAAGAUCCUAAAAUAACCGGGUUCACGGUUAUCAAUGGCGAUCUCCUGAUUUUGGCAACUGAAACAAGAGUCUACAGUUAUGGUUUGACUGAUGAUGGAAACUGUAUGAGGGUUGAGGAAAUAUGCCAACACAGAUUCGCAUCCAAAGUUUGCUUUACUUCCUACUCAGAUAUUCUUCGUCUCUGUGGACCAGGGGCUACAUGUUUGCCUUGUUAA